Molecule: messenger RNA, 312 nt
Organism: Nannizzia gypsea CBS 118893
Lineage: Eukaryota; Fungi; Ascomycota; Eurotiomycetes; Onygenales; Arthrodermataceae
Exons: 1
Coding region: 1-312 (103 amino acids)
Source: RefSeq, a predicted model, not a curated record
AUGGCCAACAGCCCCAAUACCACUAGCCCUGAGGCCGUCAGACGUGCUCUGGAGUCCGCCAGAAACAGCGACAGCGGCCAGGUUGACCCAAGAGCAAAUGCCGUCCUGGAGGCCGCCAUCAACGAGCUCUGGAGAAGAAUACAAACCCAGCCAGACUCCUAUGUUCUCAGCCGAGAUGAGUUCUCUUUGUUCAACUACUUCCGGGACCGAUUCAGAAACUCCCCUGUUGCUCAGCAUGCUGUUGAGCGCUUCUGGAACAACUUCAGGGGCAACCCAUCUGAGAUUGACGGCUACCUGCAGCGCCGUGCAUGA